Messenger RNA from Erinaceus europaeus (western European hedgehog), 3325 nucleotides. It is a transcript of the gene AJUBA, whose product is annotated as ajuba LIM protein. Bases 255 to 1901 code for a protein of 548 amino acids. The record is from RefSeq and is a predicted model, not a curated record. Gene Ontology annotation, cellular component: transcription regulator complex; P-body; adherens junction. Gene Ontology annotation, molecular function: transcription corepressor activity. Lineage: Eukaryota; Metazoa; Chordata; Mammalia; Eulipotyphla; Erinaceidae. The transcript is spliced from 8 exons. Gene Ontology annotation, biological process: positive regulation of miRNA-mediated gene silencing; response to hypoxia; regulation of DNA-templated transcription.
GCCGGCCGGGCCGGGGACGCGUGAGCCCGCAGCCCCGCAGAGCCCAGCCGACAGCCGCGGCCCGCGCGGCCCCGCUCGGCGCCCGGGGCGCGGGGUGGGGGGACCCAGCCCCUCUCGCCGGGGGAUGCUGGGGGCUGCCUGGCGCCGGGCAUCCGGGCCGCCCUCCACACCCCCGUGCCGCCCCUGUGCCCGCGGGGGCCCGCGACGAGAAGCGGGGCCCCAGGUGCUGCGCGGCGCCGGGCGGGCAGCGGGGCAUGGAGCGCCUGGGGGAGAAGGCCAGUCGCCUGCUGGAGAAGCUCAGGCUCUCGGACUCCGGCAGCGCCAAGUUCGGCCGCAGGAAGGGUGAAUCGAGCCGGUCUGGGGCUGAUGGCACGGCCGGGCCGAGCAAGGGGCGCCUGAGUGGUUUGGGGGCACCCAGGAAGUCAGGGCCCCGCGGAGCCGCUGGGGGCCCCGGGGACGAGCCCUUGGAGCCGGCCCGAGAGCCAGGCCCCCUGGACGCCGAGCGGAACCCGCGCGGCUCCUUUGAGGCGCAGCGCUAUGAAGGCUCCUUUGCCGGGGGGCUGCCUCCCGCCCGGGCGUUGCCUCUACCUCAGUCACUGCCCCCCGACUUUCGGCUGGAGCCCUCGGCCCCGGCCUUGAGCCCUCGCUCCAGCUUCGCGAGCAGCUCGGCCAGCGACGCGAGCAAGCCGUCUAGCCCCCGGGGCAGCCUGCUCCUGGACGGGGCGGGGGGCGGCGGGGCCGGAGGGAGCCGGCCCUGCAGCAACCGGACCAGCGGCAUCAGCAUGGGCUACGACCAGCGCCACGGCAGCCCCCUGCCCGCCGGGCCGUGCCUGUUCGGGCCCCCCCUGGCCGGGGUCCCGGCGGGCUACUCCCCCGGAGGGGUGCCGUCCGCCUACCCGGAGCUCCACGCCGCCCUGGACCGACUGUGCGCGCACCGCCCCGCGGGCUUCGGCUGCCAGGAGAGCCGACACUCGUACCCGCCGGCCCUGGGCAGCCCGGGAACCCUGGCCGGAGCCGCGGUGGGAGCGGCGGGGCCCCUGGAGAGACGCGGGGCGCAGCCCGGACGACACUCGGUCACGGGCUACGGGGACUGCGCGGCGGGCGCCCGCUACCAGGACGAGCUGAGCGCGCUGCUGCGCCUGGCAGGGGGCGCGGGCGGGCGAGAAGCCGGCGCGCGCGGGGAGCCCUCGGGGAUUGAGCCGUCGGGCCUGGAGGAGCCGCAGGGCGCGUUCGUCCCGGAGGCCGCCCGGGCCCGGCUGCGGGAGCCAGAGGCCAGAGAGGACUAUUUCGGCACCUGUAUCAAGUGCAACAAAGGCAUCUACGGGCAAAGCAAUGCCUGCCAGGCCCUGGACAGCCUCUACCAUACCCAGUGCUUUGUGUGCUGCUCCUGUGGGCGAACUCUACGCUGCAAGGCUUUCUACAGUGUCAACGGCUCCGUGUACUGUGAGGAGGACUAUCUGUUUUCAGGGUUUCAGGAGGCAGCUGAGAAAUGCUGUGUCUGUGGGCACUUGAUUCUGGAGAAGAUCCUCCAGGCAAUGGGGAAGUCCUAUCACCCAGGCUGCUUCCGCUGCAUCGUUUGCAACAAGUGCCUGGAUGGCAUCCCCUUCACGGUGGACUUCUCCAACCAGGUGUACUGUGUCACCGACUACCACAAAAACUAUGCUCCCAAGUGUGCGGCCUGUGGCCAGCCCAUCCUCCCCUCUGAGGGCUGUGAGGACAUUGUGAGGGUGAUUUCCAUGGACCGAGAUUAUCACUUUGAGUGCUACCACUGUGAGGACUGCCGGAUGCAGCUGAGUGACGAGGAAGGCUGCUGCUGCUUCCCUCUGGAUGGGCACUUGCUCUGCCACGGCUGUCACAUGCAGCGGCUCAGCACCCGACAGCCCCCUGCCAACUACAUCUGAGCCGCAGUCACCACUGCCGCCGUCGCUGCCGAUGACAGACCCCUCUGGCCAGCGAGCCCCUCUGAGGUCAGCGGAGGCAAGGAAUGUCCUCUCCGAGCCUGACAGAAGAGCCUCUUGGGAAAAGGGUCCCAAGGGCCAGAGAGACCCAAAGAUCACAACAUUCCAAAUGGAUUGUGGAGGAGAAGACGUCCGGUUGCGCCGGCAUGGGGGUGACUGGCCUCCCCACCACGUGCAGCCUGUGCUGGAGCCGACGCCCAGGCACCGCAGGCUGCCUCAUGUGCCUCAAGGGCUGACUUCAUGUGUGCCUCCCGUCCAUGUGUGCUUGUCCUGUUCUGUUUCUGGAUCAUGAUGUGUGUGGGGGGAGUAUCAAGGGAGCCCCUCACUCUUGUACUCCACACGAGAGUGAGUCAGGCGUGAGGUCACCCUGGCUGUCACCACAGUUAUCUCGUCUUUACCUGGAUGCAGCAGUGGACAUGCUGAGCCAGCUCUAGAAAUGCUGGGUUAUUCCAUGAGCACCUUUCUCUGAGAAGGGCGGCCCAGCUUAGAAAGGUGAGGCAGGUUGGGGGGUGGGGGCUGCUGCCGCUUGUACUGCCUGUAUCUCAGGGACUCACUCGGACCUGGGGCGGUCAGGUGGGUGCCUGCACUUGGUUUCUGGUGUCAGCUGGAGGAGGUAAUGAAUUGGUCCCUGGGCAUGGAGCUCCAGGCUUGCCCCACUUCCUGCGUGCUCCCCAGCUGACGGGCACGGAGGCCCCCCGGCACAGCCUAUGCACACGUGAGCAUGUCACACACUCUCUCACUCCCUGCUCAGGUCCUUCCUGCCCUCGUUCCCUAGCAGUAACUCACCCUUCUAGACCUCUGAGAUGCAGGAUGUUAGCCCCUGUAACCUCCCUCAUUCCCCCACCCCCAACACCCAGGUUCUGAGGAGCUGGAGGAGGAAGGCACUGACUUGGCUCUAGCCAGUGGUGUUGAUGUUGGUUCACCUAAGGGUAGACUUCUUAAGCCAGUUCCUUGUGGUAAACAUUUAGCAGGUCUACCAAAUUCUUGCUGACCACUGGGUUAUUUUUGGGUUUUGUUGUUGUUGUUUGUUUUUGCCACAGGAUUAUUGUUGGGGGCUCAGUGCCUGCAUCAUGAAUCCAUUGCUGUUCACAACCUGUUUUGUUUUUCUUUUUCUCCUUUCAUACGGAAACAAGGGGGAAGAAACACCUUCAGCACUGCCCCACUGCUUGUGACGUCUCCCCUUUCCCUGCACUUGGGGAGGACCUGAGGCUUGAACUCAGGUCCUCACACAUAGUAAUGUGUGCACUCUACUGUGUGCACCACUGCCCAACCACUGAGGUGUUUUUAUCUAUUUAGGUGUUCUAUCUUUUAUUAUUAUUUUUAUUUGUCAUGCUUAAGUUUCUAGCAAUAAAUAUAAUCGGUGCGGA